AUGACUUUGUCCCAAUUCAGUUCAACGGAAACUCUCAAGGGCCCUGAAGUCACUGACAAGUCGGUCAACUCAAGCCCUAACCUCCCGCCCCAAGAUGAGAAAGUCUUAUCGGUGCCAUCAACACCAGCAGAGACAAGUAACAUUGAAAACCAUAUCCUGUCGUCACCACCAUAUCAUGUCUUCCCUCGGUCUCGCAAGUUGUUGAUGGUCAUUAUCGUCUCCCUGGCUGCCAUCUUCUCACCACUAUCUUCAAAUAUCUACUUCCCUGCGCUUUCGGAUGUUGCAGAGGAACUCAAUGUCUCCAUGUCUCUAGCUACCUUGACAAUCACGAUAUACAUGAUUGUUCAAGGCCUUGCUCCGAGCUUUUGGGGUUCUUUCUCAGACGUGGUGGGCCGCCGUGUGAUUUUCAUCUGCACAUUUGCUGUCUACAUUAUUUCGAACAUCGCUUUAGCCGUCUCUACCAACUAUGCUGAACUUAUGGUUUUCCGAGGGUUACAGGCAGCCGGAAGUGCAGCUACCAUCUCAAUUGGUGCUGGUGUCAUUGGUGAUAUUACCACUUCAGCAGAGCGAGGUAGUUUGAUUGGUAUCUUUGGUGGUGUCCGCAUGUUGGGCCAGGGAGUUGGACCAGUAUUCGGUGGGAUCCUCUCUCAGUACCUUGGGUUCCGAUCUAUCUUUUGGUUCUUGGCUAUUGCAUCCGGAAUCAGUCUUUUCUCUAUCAUGUUCUUCCUCCCAGAAACACUCCGUUCUAUCGCUGGAAACGGCACCGUUCCUCUCAAAGGCAUCCACAAGCCCAUCAUCUACGCCAUUUGUGGACAGAAGGAUGCACAGGAAGACGCAACCCCAUCUGGAAAGAAAGUCAACGUCACCUUCAAGACUGUGCUAUCACCCCUUACCUUCCUAGCCGAGAAGGAUGUCUUCAUCACCCUGUUAUUUGGCAGCAUGGUUUACACAGUCUGGUCGAUGGUAACCUCCUCCACAUCCGCUCUAUUUGAAAAAACAUACGGCCUGAACUCACUAGAAGUCGGCCUAACCUUCCUCGGCAAUGGUUUCGGAUGCAUGACCGGCUCCUACACAAUCGGAUACCUAAUGGACUUCAACCACAAGCGAACAGAGCGCGAAUAUUGCCAGCAGCACAAUCUUCCAAAUGAUACUCGAAUCAACUCAAAGAGUCACCCCGACUUUCCCAUCGAGUACGCCCGCAUGCGCAACACUUGGUGGAUCACUGCUAUCUUCAUUGUCUGUGUAGCGGUCUACGGAGUGUCCCUCCGCACUCACCUUGCUGUCCCAAUUAUUCUUCAGUUUAUCAUCGCCUAUGGCUCUACCGCUAUCUUCACCAUUAAUAGCGCCCUCGUUAUCGACUUGUACCCCGGUGCUAGUGCCAGCGCAACCGCAGUCAACAACCUGAUGAGAUGUUUGAUUGGUGCUGCUGGUGUCGCAGCUGUUCAGCCUAUCAUUGAUGCUCUCACUGCCGAGUUUGCAUUUGUCAUGCUUGCUGGCAUUACCAUUGCCAUGAUCCCUCUUCUCAUAGUUGAGAUGAAGUGGGGCUAUGGAUGGCGUCUUGAACGUCAAGAGCGCCUUCGAAAGGAAAACUCGGUCUGA
Penicillium griseofulvum is the source of this 1599-nucleotide messenger RNA. Its product is annotated as Major facilitator superfamily domain, general substrate transporter. Lineage: Eukaryota; Fungi; Ascomycota; Eurotiomycetes; Eurotiales; Aspergillaceae. The transcript is spliced from 4 exons. The coding region runs from base 1 to 1599 and encodes 532 amino acids. Gene Ontology annotation, biological process: transmembrane transport. Gene Ontology annotation, molecular function: transmembrane transporter activity. The record is from RefSeq and is a predicted model, not a curated record.